Amborella trichopoda is the source of this 1503-nucleotide messenger RNA. Lineage: Eukaryota; Viridiplantae; Streptophyta; Magnoliopsida; Amborellales; Amborellaceae. The record is from the annotation of a RefSeq genome assembly.
ACGAAUAAUUUUCCUUGGCUAACAGCGAUUCUUCUUUUGCCCAUAUCCGCGGGUUCUUCAAUUCUGUUUAUACCUCAGAGAGGAAAUAAAGCGGUUCGGUGGUAUACUAUAUGUAUAUGCUUAUUAGAACUUCUCCUAAUGACCUAUGUAUUUUAUUAUAAUUUCCAAUUGGACGAUCCAUUAAUCCAAUUGGAAGAGGAUUGUAACUGGAUAAAUCUUUUUGAUUUUCACUGGAGACUAGGAAUUGAUGGACUUUCCAUAGGUCCCAUUUUAUUGACGGGAUUCAUCACUACUUUAGCUACUUCAGCGGCUUGGCCAGUUACUCGAAAUUCGCGAUUAUUUCAUUUCCUGAUGUUAGCAAUGUAUAGCGGUCAAAUAGGAUCAUUUUCUUCUCGGGACCUUUUACUUUUUUUCAUCAUGUGGGAGUUAGAAUUAAUUCCUGUUUACCUACUUUUAUCGAUGUGGGGAGGAAAAAAACGUCUGUAUUCAGCUACAAAAUUCAUUUUGUACACCGCAGGAGGUUCCAUUUUUCUCUUAAUAGGAGUUCUGGGUAUGGGCCUAUAUAGUUCCAAUCAACCCAUGUUGAAUUUUGAAACAUCAGCCAAUCAAUCGUAUCCCGUGGGAUUGGAAAUCCUAUUCUAUUUCGGCUUCCUUAUUGCUUAUGCUGCCAAACCACCGAUUAUACCCCUACAUACAUGGUUACCAGAUACUCAUGGAGAGGCGCAUUACAGUACAUGUAUGCUUCUGGCUGGAAUCUUAUUAAAAAUGGGAGCAUAUGGGUUGGUUCGAAUCAAUAUGGAAUUAUUACCCCAUGCUCAUUCUCUAUUUUCUCCUUGGUUGGUAAUAGUGGGAACCCUUCAAAUAAUCUAUGCAGCUUCAACUUCUCUUGGCCAACGCAAUUUAAAAAAGAGAAUAGCCUAUUCCUCCGUAUCUCAUAUGGGUUCCACAAUCAUAGGAAUUGGUUCCAUGACCGAUACGGCACUCAAUGGAGCCAUUUUACAAAUAAUUUCUCAUGGAUUUAUUGGUGCUGCACUUUUUUUCUUGGCAGGAACAAGUUACGAUAGAAUACGGUUUCUUUAUCUCGACGAAAUGGGAGGAAUAGCUAUACCAAUGCCAAAAAUAUUUACUAUGUUCAGUAUCUUUUCGAUGGCCUCUCUCGCAUCGCCAGGAAUGAGUGGUUUUGUUGCAGAAUUUUUGGUCUUUUUGGGAAUAAUUACCAGCCCAAAAUAUCUUUUCAUCCCCAAAAUACUAAUUACUGUUGUAAUGGCAAUUGGAAUGAUAUUAACUCCCAUUUAUUUAUUAUCUAUGUCACGCCAGAUGUUCUAUGGAUACAAACUAUUCAAUGUUCCAAAUUCUUACUUUGUAGAUUCUGGACCGCGAGAAAUAUUUAUUUUAAUCUCUAUCCUUCUACCUGUAAUGGGUAUUGGUAUUUAUCCUGAUUUCGUUCUUUCACUAUCAGUUGAUAAGGUAGAAGCUAUUUUAGCAAAUUACUUUAAUGGAUAG